CCGGAUCUGGCAGCCGGGAGCAGCAACACAGCCGCCACCUUCGUGCCCAACCUCAACGCCAUCACCACCAGCCACAGCCUGCAGUGGAUGGUGCAGCCUUCCCUGAUGGGCGCCUCUUCGGGACUUCCUCCUUUCCCGCGGCCUUAUCGCUGCCCGCACUACGCAGCCGGCAUCCGUCCUGGCGUGAUUCGCACCAUGGGCCCGGGCUCAGUGCCUCGGAGGCGUCACUCGGAGCACCUUAGCCCGGAGGAGGAAGAGCGACGGCGUUUGCGGAGGGAACGGAACAAGCUGGCGGCCGCCAAAUGCCGCAACCGGCGCAAAGAGCUGACCGACACGUUGCAAGCGGAAACGGAUCAAUUGGAAACCGAGCAUAGCCUUAAAACAAACUUUCCCCUCUUCGGUUUUUCCCCAGUGGACGAUGCCGUCUCUCUCCGCCUGCGCUCUGGCAUCCUGGAGCAGACCGGAGCCACGGUUGACGUCCUCCAGAGUGACACCAUGGACCAUUACCGCACUUUCUACAUGCUGGAGCGUCUCCUCCAUUCGCCCCCCAAGUUGCUGAACCAGCUGCUUUUCCAGAUCCCGCCUUGCCGACAGACCAUGCUGAUUGAGAGGUACUACGCCUUCAAUGACGCCUUUGUCCGUGAGGUCCUGGGUAAAAAACUAUCAAAAGGAACCAAGAAAGAUCUGGAUGAUAUCAGUGCCAAAACUGGGGUGACCCUGAAAAGCUGCCGCCGACAGUUUGACAAUUUCAAGCGUGUUUUCAAGGCCGUGGAGGAACUGCGCGGAUCUUUAGUUGAAAAUAUUCAACAGCACUUCUUGCUUUCCGAUCGCUUAGCCGGGUACGAAAAUAAGCAUGCUAAGCCAUUCCCUGCUUAUACAAACGUAGACGACAUGGACGUCGACUUGGAUAAAGAAUUUUUACAGGGCCUGAAAGAGUUAAAGGUUCUGAUUGCAGACAAAGAUCUGCUGGAUCUGCACAAGAGCCUGGUCUGCACUGCACUGCGGGGGAAGAUCUCCGUCUUCAGUGAGAUGGAAGCCAAUUUUAAGGUGGGUCCAGCUGGAGCCCAGGUCCAGAGUGUGAAUCCUGACACACCUCCCUGUGCUCCCACAAUCUCCUUGUUAAU
This is a messenger RNA of Protobothrops mucrosquamatus (brown spotted pit viper), 1124 nucleotides long. Its product is annotated as acidic fibroblast growth factor intracellular-binding protein. Gene Ontology annotation, molecular function: DNA-binding transcription factor activity; DNA binding; fibroblast growth factor binding. The annotation marks the transcript as partial. Lineage: Eukaryota; Metazoa; Chordata; Lepidosauria; Squamata; Viperidae. Gene Ontology annotation, biological process: platelet aggregation; regulation of transcription by RNA polymerase II. Gene Ontology annotation, cellular component: nucleus. The transcript has 10 exons. The record is from RefSeq and is a predicted model, not a curated record.